GUAUUUUUACUCAGUAGAUGCUGCCAUGGAUGCUGCUAUCGCCUUUCAGAUAAAUAUUCAUUAUUUUCAGUUAAGUACUUUUGUUUUUUACUCUGUUGCUCAAUUAUAGUCAUUACUCAUUUCUCAAUAACCAUUAGCGCGAUAUAAGAUAUAGGUAUCUGAAUCGUGAUCAUUAAACACUCAAUAUUGUAUAUGUAUAGUCGGUUACAGUGACAGUGAGAUUUAGUUAGUCAGUUGUCAGUACUUUCAUUUCAUAUAUUGUCCCGUGGUACUUCUAUUACAGAUUAGGUUUUAGAUUACUUGAAUACUUGAUGCAUUUGGCAGCAGCUGCAGCACUUACUAUUUACUAAAAUAGUUAAUACUUACUACUACAGUGAAACUGCAGACAGCAGUUGCAAUCGGAUUGUUAAAAAUAGUGAAUUACGUUAACGGUACUACUCAACUGUUAGGCACUGUGUAACCACUAUGGAUUCUACGAUUUCUGUGUCCAAGGGAUGUUUUGUGUUUAAAAAACCAAACAAGGAAAAGAACAAAAGAAAAAGCAAAAGCAAGAAACAAUUGACAACCAAUAAAUCAGAAGAUGAGUUAUGGCAUACUACGUACACUGAUAUUUGGAAUGAUGUUAAAUCUAAAAUUGAUGAUUUAAAUGGAUCAAUAUACUCCAAGUUUAUUUCAGACACUGUUGAUUUCCUGACAACAUCAAACAUCACUACAAAUCAAUAUAUUCCAACAGCAUGUUUACUUACAGGGGUGAAUUUACCAGAUCAUGAAUCACUAUUUGGAUUAUUAGCAACCGAUUUAGAAAAAUCUCAGCCACCUGUUAUUGUUGCAACUCUAUUUUCUGAGCACUUUUCAAGUGUCAAAAAUGCAGUUAUAAGUAUGGUGUCACAACUGUUAAACACAAAUAAUGAUGAUUCCGAUUCUGAUGAAGAAAUCGAUAAAAGUUUAAAUUCAGUUGUUAAACCAUCUGAAUGUACUAUAUCUACUUUAAUUGAAUGGUUUAGUCAUCAACCAACUGGAACUCGUAUAGCAAUUCUAGUAAAAGAUUAUGAAAUGUGUCAACAAACAGUCUUACAAAAUUUCAUCCUACUUUUAAGUUGCUAUAUAAAAGAAAUUCCAAUUGUAUUGGCUAUUGGUAUUGCAACUUCUAUAUCAAACUUACACAAUUCUUUACCUCAUCACGUGGUCACUAAACUUAAAGUGAAAAUGUUUGUUAGUGAAGCAUCUGUAGUAUUUUUAAAUAACAUCAUGGAUCAGGUAUUUUUAAAGCCAGACUGUUCAUUCUACUUGGGUGGGCGGAUCUUGGAAUAUGUGACUGAAGUAUUUUUAUAUUAUAAUUUUUCUAUUAAACAGUUUAUAGAAAGUCUCAAGUUUUGCCUCAUAGAACAUUUUUAUCUAAAGCCUCUUAAUUGCAUUUGUGUGGCUCAUGAAUCAGCACAAGAAGCUUUAUUUGAUUCUUUAGAUAAAAAAACACUAGAAGAAAUUACUAAACUGCGUUCAACUAAUUAUAAAUUAAAAAUCGACAACAAUUUUAAAGAAACAUUUUUUCAAUUAAUUAGAGCAUUGAAAGCUUGUAUUGAAGAUUUUCAUAUUGGACUAAGGGUUUUACACAUUUUAGUGGCGGACUUACCACAUUCGCCAUUAGGAACUCAACUCAGAGAAAUGUAUUGCACUGGAAUGAAGAAACACAUAAUUGACAAUGCAUCAUACAAAAUUUGUUUACAAUUAUUAAAAUUUUUGUCUAAAGAUGAUUUACUUGCAAAAUUUGACCAGAUAAUUCAUAUUUUAAAGAAUAUAAAUAAUAAUAAACGGGCAAAAACUGCUUUAAAAUUAAUUCAAAGCUAUGUAAAACGUUUAGAAGAGUCCCAUUUAAUUAAUUUAGUUAUUGUAGAAGAUAAACCUCAAGAAAAACCUAAAGACAAUUUACAAGCUAUAUCAAGAUCACAAUUUAAAAGAAAACUUAUAGACAAUGUAAAAUAUGAAGAUACCCGGCCAAUGACUGAGUUUGAAAAAGCACGUUCAGAGACUUUAGAUCAUUUAACGGAAGUAAUAUUAAAGCAAUUUCUUGUACCUCCAACAACCAUGCCCUUAAAUGAAUUGUUAAUAUUUGAUGAUUUACCGUCUAUUAGACGCAAAAUUGUUGGAGAAGAUAGAGCUGCUCAAUAUACAGCAUUUGUCAAUCCUCAACAUUAUAUAGAUUGUGAUUGCUGUGAAUUGGAAUUUACAGAACAAAUAUUAAAAACCAUGCCAGAUAUAUCUAUUGUAUACAAAUUACAUUUAGAGUCAAGGUUUGACCAGAUUAAUAUAUAUGAUUGGUUACAGAAAUUUAUUUCAAUUGUUGGUCCUGAUCAAAACGACGACGACAAUAAUGACGAUAUAGAUCCAGUAUUACAAUCUCGAUUUGUGCGAGCUGUUAAUGAAUUGCAGCAUUUGGGGUACAUACGACCGUCUAAGUACAAAGCAGAUCAUGUGCAGCGCCUUACGUGUGGUUCUUGCUAAUGUUUAAUGAUUGAGAGGACACUACGCCCGAAUGUGUUGUCUCCAAAUUACAAAUGUAAUACAUAGUAAAAACGAUUUUCGUGGGUAAGAACCACUUGGGCUGUAGUCCAAGCUAAGUAACUGAGUGUUCACACUUAAAAGAAGAACGCAUAUUUUACUGUACAACGUUGUUUUUAUUUUUUUGUUAUUAUAAUUUAAAAAAAAGUUAUUCAAGUUUGAAACGCAAUAGCCUAUAAUAAUAUACUUUCAAACAACAAGAACUUGUUUCGUAUUUGUGAUAUCGAAAAACUAAAAACAACGUUGUCCAGUCAGUGUUCUUUUCUUUCUAGUGUGGACAUUUAGUUAUCUAACUUGGACUACAGCCUGAGUGGUUCUUUCCCGCAUGAACUAGUGUUUGCUAUGUUGUACAUUUGUAAGACCACGACAACCCACGCGAGUGUAGCGUUCUCUUAUAAUACCUAUUAUUUAUUAAUCACUGGUUUUUAAUACCUACUUCUUUUUUCUUACUUUGUAUCCGAAAAAAAAUUAUUUGUAUGUAAUAUUAUUAUUUU
Messenger RNA from Myzus persicae (green peach aphid), 3050 nucleotides. RefSeq names its product origin recognition complex subunit 3 (gene Orc3). Gene Ontology annotation, molecular function: DNA replication origin binding. NCBI's taxonomy places the organism in Eukaryota, Metazoa, Arthropoda, Insecta, Hemiptera, Aphididae. Gene Ontology annotation, biological process: DNA replication; DNA replication initiation. The coding region runs from base 466 to 2499 and encodes 677 amino acids. The transcript is spliced from 15 exons. Gene Ontology annotation, cellular component: nuclear origin of replication recognition complex; DNA replication preinitiation complex; nuclear pre-replicative complex. The record is from RefSeq and is a predicted model, not a curated record.